Messenger RNA from Lingula anatina, 4335 nucleotides. RefSeq lists its product as uncharacterized. Gene Ontology annotation, biological process: regulation of transcription by RNA polymerase II. The record is from RefSeq and is a predicted model, not a curated record. Lineage: Eukaryota; Metazoa; Brachiopoda; Lingulata; Lingulida; Lingulidae. Gene Ontology annotation, cellular component: SAGA complex. Gene Ontology annotation, molecular function: transcription coregulator activity.
UGUUCAAUAUGGUUGCCUCCACAGAACUUCGGCAGGAUUAAACCGGAUUUGCGACUAGCGAAUCAUGUAUUUUAGAUUUUGUACAAAGAUGCUUUGAUAGCGAAAGUUUAUUUAUCAAGAAAGAUGCAGAGUUCAAGGUUUCUUAGACAAGCAGAGAAUGCCAAUUAUUUGUUAGAAACUGCAGCAAAGAGGCCUUCAGAACUAAAGAAUAAUCUGCCCAGUUCAAACCCCAAAUGGAAGUCAAUACAUGAAAGACUUGUUGAUAUGUAUAUUGAAGAAUGUGGCAAACAGCCCAGGAUACCUGGCCUGAUGCCAGCUUCCAAAUUACUAGAUAAGCUAGUAUACCGAGAUAAACUGAAUACCCUCAUCAUCAACCUGUAUCCUGGGAAUGACGGCUACUCAUUGAUGCUAAAGGGGAGAAAUGGAACAGAGUCCGAGUCUGUGAAACUGCCAUAUGAGGAGUCAGAGUUGUUAGAAUAUGUUGACAAUGAAGAGCUUCCCCCAAUCUUGGUUGAUCUUCUUGAGAAGUCUCAGGUGAAUAUCUUCUACAGUGGAAGUGUUAUAGCAGAGAUCAGGGAUUAUAGACGCACCACCAGUAAUACAUUUGAUACCAGAUAUGUGCUUUUGAAACCAACUCCUCAAACCCUCUUAUGUGAUAUUAACACCAUAACCAAUGAUGGUCACCGCUGGACACAGGAGGAUAAGUUUAACCUGGAAAGUCAGCUGUUGCUGGCCACACAGGAGCCACUGUGCCUGGACCCCUCCCUCUCUGUCUGCCUUGUGGCUAACAGGCUACAGUAUGAAAAACAUAAGAUGAACACAAGACCUUUAAAAAGAGCAGUAAAAAAGUUUUCCCAAACAGCUGUGAAUAGGAAGAGGAAAUUUGCCCAGUGCCCAGCACCAUCUAGUUUAAAAUUGUAUGACUUUCUUCAUAAAAAGAAGGACAAGUUGCGCAGUAACCCUCCUGUCAAUCUGAAAGUUGGUAAACCAGAAAAAAUCACAGGACCUCACCAUUCUAUGUGUGUUGAUACCUGGAGGCAGAGACCUGUGAAUCUCGCUGCCCCAGAGCAACUUGAGGUGGAAAAAUUAGCAAAGUCCAUAGAGAAGCCAAAAAUAACAUUGGAUAACACACCUGUGACAGUGGAGGAAUAUAUAAUGGAGAUGGAGAGAACCCCGGGCAAGAUUUACUAUGCCCGCCUUGUGGUCCAGCAGCGACUGAGUGAUGACUUUUACUUGGGAGAACUCUAUGUGGAUCGAGACUUUACAGAGGGACAGAACAAUGCUAGCUGCUGCAAGUUUUCUUUGGGAACAAAAGCCAAUGUAGACAAAUACAUCCACCAGUUCACAGAGAUCUUCACAGAAGAAGGACGGAGAGCAGUGAAGAUCACCCACAUCAUCUCAGGUCAAGAACCCAAGGUCACCUUCACCCAGUCAUCAUCACAGUCAUCAGGACAGUCCAGUGUCACCACUACAACACAGGCGUUGUUGACACAGGCAACGUCUCUGGCACAGAACAUCCUUGGGCAGGCUGACCCUAGUCAAUCAACAGAUGGCAGCACUAAACAGCCAAUGAAACUGUCUCUACAGCUCAAUGCCCCAGGAUCCAUAUCAUCAGCUGGGUUGCUGGGUUCUCCCUCUGGAAUGCAGAGUCCAGUAGGUAUAAAUUCUGUUGGUCUCCAGCCUGGCAACCUUCAGCAAACUUCAAACAGCAACCAUAGACCAAAACAUAUGAAUCUCUACUCCAAUAUUUCAAGGUCAAGUAGUACACCCAGUCCAGUGUCUACACCGACGUCUGCUUCAGCCCCCUUGCCUGGUCACCACAUUUCCUCCACCAGGGAGCGCCAUGGGUCAUCAAGAGAGCCCAAUCCCACACCUCCCCCUCCCACAGGACGAGCCCCCACACCUAACUCCACAAGCUCCAGGCGCUCAUCUCUCACGGAUAGUGGGGGCAGUCUCAGUGGACAGAUGACUCUGCAGGCCUUCCAGCAGGGGUCAAAUAUUGCACACUUCAUGCAGGCCACAGGCAACAGCCUCCAGUCGUCAGGUUCUGCUCCUCCCACUCCAGUGGACACGCCCACCACACCAACGCCUCUAGCUGGUCUUGAGGCCCCAGCAAUGAGCAGUUCAGCUCCCACACCCACUGCAUCUGCUCCAAACAUCAACAUUGCCAAUGUGGCUGGCCUUCCACAGAACAUCAGCAUACAGAGCCUAGCCAAUCUACAGGGUAUGGGGCUGACCAAUAUACAGGGACUACAAGGACUGCAGAAUAUGCAGGUAUCUCUGACAGGUGUUUCUAUGCCAGGAGGUGGUAUUGCUGUCCCAGUUCCUAUCACAAUGAUAAGCAGCACCAACCCGUCCACACAGUUACUGAGUACACCAGCUGGCAUAGUGUUUAGCUCUGUGGCUGGUCUGCAGGGCAUCUCCACAGCAGGGAACAAUACAGGAACCUCCUCCACCACAACACAAGCUGGUAAUACUACAUUGGUAACCAUGGUAACAUCUAUGCCCCAGACAACAUCAGCUCCAACCACUGCUACAAGUGGCACUCCAUCCUCUAUAGUUAUGACAACAAAUGUUCUGACCAACACUGCCCAAGUCCUGAACCAGGGUAUGCUGUCUGUUCCUAUAGGCAUGGCUGGGAACCUGGCCCAGUUCAUGACUGCUGCUGGAAUCAAGGGAACAUCUCAACAAAUCAGACCAGGCUCUCAGUUGUCAUUGCUACAGAUUCCAGGGCAGCAACCCAUCCAGAUCCUCGGCACCAACCUUCCUGGUCAGCGGACCCAAGUGCAGCCAUUACAGCAAGGCACUGUGGGAAGGACAAUAUCGGGCAAUGGAUCUCCACUAGCAGCAGGAUCUAGUGGUGUGUUAUCCCCCUCUAACCUCACAUCCACUCCAGCAGUGACUGCUUUGUCACAGUUGACAUCAGCAGUAAGGGGAGGAGGCCAGCCACAGACCAUAACAGCACAACAACUGAUGCAACUAACACCACAACAGCAACAACAGUUACAACAGCAGCAACAACAACAGCAGCAGCAGUUGCAAUUCUUACAGAAACACCAACCCCAACUGCAACAGUUUCAGUUACAGCAGCUAAAACAGCAGCCUGGUAAUCAGGGGCAUCCAUCGCAGCGAACACUCAUGUCAUCCAUGCCCAGUUCGAAGGGAAAGAAAAGGACAACACCAACCCCUCCAAAGUGACGGUCUUAAAGUUUCCGUUUUACUGACACCAAGUCACUCAUUUCCGUCUUUUUCAUGUUUAAAGAAAUUCUCAUAUCCAUGACUUCCAGAAUGACACUUUUAUAGUACAUUUUGAUAGUCACAAAGAAUUGGAAUUGGGCAGCUCCCAUGCCUGCACACACAAUUAAACACACACACACACAGAUAUAUAAAUUAAAAUGUAUUUAGGGAGAUGGUAUCUUCAUAAAAUACCAAUGGGCAGAUAUAUUACUUUUAUUAGAAUAAAAGUGAAAAACAAAAGAUUGUCCAAUCCAGUUUUAUACGAAUGAAACACACUGGUUUUAAUAGAGUCUUUAGUAUUUGUGUAGAAAACUUUGGAACUCUUAGAGCUUUCAUCUCUGUAACUUUGUGGUUGUAAUAGUCAGGACCAAAAUAAUGUUAAGGUGGUCAGUUUCAUGCACAAACAUAUUUUCUUGACUGUUUGUCACUUAAAUAGCGAAUGACAAACAAUGAGUAUUGUAUGGUGCCAGUUCAUGUUCAACACCAUGUGAUUCAAAGUUCAUUUGAUACUAAAUUUCUUUGAUCAGCUUAUAUCUUGAAAAAGGUAGAAAGGUGUUGAUGAUUAAGGUUGUUAUUUUCACCAAACUUGGGCACCCUGGCUGAUGUGCAAAACAUUCAUGACAAAAGAUUAUGUUUGUGGUAUGCAACACCAUGGGAACAACUAUCAGUUCUAUUGCCCAGAAAGGGAGUUACAAUUAGCUGUCUUCUUUAUAGACUUCAGGCAAAAACACUUAGUUGUUGAAAUUAUUCUGAACACUGUUAUUGAAAUUAUUUUGAUAAUAUCAUGAUCUUGAUUGAAAGUCUUUAUUUUAAAUGGAUGAACUGCUUGGCAUCAUCCGUGAUUUUAUUUCUUGGGUUGAACCCAUAAUUGCACAUCUUACCUGUAAUUAUAGAGGUAGAAAAAGCUGCAGUUUUAUAUAUUAGCCUGUCUUUUCAUUUUUAUAUCGCUAAAUACAUUUGGUCAUAGUUGUAAAAAACGAUUUUGUAUAUUACAUUUAAUACCCAUUGGUGGUGAAUGUAGAUGGAGAGAGAAAAACUGGCUGAUAACCUUGUUAUCGCUUCAAAUUGAGAAUAAAGUAUGUUGCAAAUUUAACUUCA